UACUAACCACGAUCUCGGUUUUUCCCCUUACUUGACUAGGUAUCGCUCAUACUUGUCGAGCUGACACACAUGAAAGAAAGAAUCCAGGCCAGUACCCUCCUGUAGCACGGUGGCUUGAGCAGAGGUUCAUAACAAGGCGCAAAUACAAAGGAAUAGCUCACUAUCUCACUUACACCAAGUCUAUUAGGCUGGUCUCAUACCGAAUAGUGGCAGACCUACAAAGCAAUACACGAAUUAGAGUAAGGAAGAAUCGAAGAAUAGGGUCCAACUCGAUUCAACUUUCAAUUUUGUACUGAAGAUUGAGAAAAUCCUCUUCGCGAGCCGAGAAGAUCCAAUCGGGGCAUCGGUGUUGAUCCGACGAACUCCCCACUCCUCCGAGCAAGCCAACCCCACGUCUGGUAGAAGGAGCGCCUGACGGAAAAAGGACCAACAGAAAUAUGUACUCUUUAUCUUAAAUACUUAGAGAAUAGAAGGUUAAUUUAUUCUCAAAGAGACCCAUCAUAUCGUUUGAUAUCGUCCCGCUAUAUUGAUAGCAAUAGCAACAUAGUCUUCGUAUUCUUAUCAAAAUCUUUUUCUUCGAAGGAUGCAGCAAACCCAGUCACCACCAUCCAAACGCAACCACUCUCCUUCCCUCCUCCUCCAAUGCUCAGAGCUAGUCCUUUCAUGGCUGACCCCACAAGAACUCGCCACCAUCUCUCUCACCUGCUCCACCCUCCACACAAUCUCUAAGUCCAUCACUCUCCGCCGAGCCUCUGACGCCUCCAGAGCCUUCGAGAGUCAUCCCAUUCCAUUCCACAACUCCGUCGAUGAACACCCAUAUGCCUACUUCAUCUACACCCCAUCUCAAAUUCCUUCUUCCUCUUCUCAAUUUUUAGGGCGCCAAUCUUGGGGCUCCAGUUCUUCUGCACACAAAUCGAACUCGGUGGCUGGACUUGGAGUUCAAACGCUGCGUUUCGUGGACGAGUCGGGAGAGUGUGCGUAUGGGUGUGAAUGCGAGGCAUGUGGGGAAGAGGGAGUUGGGGGUGAUGGGUGUCCGUGUUUUGGUGGCUUUAACGACGUCGUUGCAGAGUGUGGGCCGAGUUGUGCGUGUGGGUUGGAUUGUGGCAAUAGGUUGACUCAGAGAGGGAUUGAGGUUAAGUUGACGAUUCUGAGGGAUGGGCGAAAAGGGUGGAGUUUGUAUGCCGACCAGUUCAUUCCAAAGGGUCGGUUUGUUUGUGAGUAUGCAGGUGAACUCUUGACAACCAAAGAAGCAAGAUUGCGGCAGCAGAUAUAUGAUGAGCUUGCAUCAGGUGGUCAUUUUUCCCCGGCUCUUUUGGUUGUGAGGGAGCAUCUGCCAUCCAGAAAGGCAUGUCUAAGAUACAAUAUUGAUGCGACAAGAGUUGGAAAUGUAUCAAGGUUCAUCAACCAUUCGUGUGAUGGUGGUAAUCUAUCCACAGCACUGGUGAGAAGCUCAGGUGCUUUACUCCCACGUCUUUGCUUUUUUGCUUCAAAAGACAUAAAAGAAGAUGAAGAGCUUACUUUUAGCUAUGGUGAAAUUAGGGAAAGGUCUAAGGGGUUGCAGUGCUUUUGUGGGAGCUCUUGUUGUCUUGGAAUUUUGCCCUCAGAGCAGACUUAAUUGUAGUUUUUUGCCUCUAGACUAAGUAGUCCUGUAGCUUGAAUUCUGUCUUUAUAGGAUAUGUAGGAGGGAAAGGAGCUGUUGGGGGCACAUUCAGGAUUGUGCAAUAAAUAGUAAAAAUGAAAAGGGGAAAGAGAAUGAGGAGAAGAAAAUAGCACCAUAAGUUUGUUAACUUAUGUAUAAUACUUUAACUGAAAUCUGUAAUCGGUUUAACUUGCAAUUUGCUAUUCGGAAUCGGAUGCAGAUGCAAAUUUUGCAAAGUUAACGGUGGGCCUGUGCUCAUGAGUUUCUUUUUCUGCUUUUAUAAAUGAUUCCUCUUGUUUUUUC
Prunus avium (sweet cherry) is the source of this 1942-nucleotide messenger RNA. It is a transcript of the gene SDG20, whose product is annotated as SET domain protein 20. NCBI's taxonomy places the organism in Eukaryota, Viridiplantae, Streptophyta, Magnoliopsida, Rosales, Rosaceae. The record is from RefSeq and is a predicted model, not a curated record. Gene Ontology annotation, molecular function: protein binding.